AUGCAACAAUAUACCCUUCGGGUGGCUGGACUUGCCGACGGAACCGCCGACGACGCGGUUCGUGAAUUUUUUACCCGCUUUGGUGAAGUGACGGAAUGCAGCGUCGCUGGGACGGAGGCGACAGUUUCCUACAAGAACCAAGACGAUUACGCGGAAGCUCUAAGAAUGGAUGGUUGUGAAUUCGAUGUUGGAGUAACACUGAAAGUGGAGGCCGUGGAAAAGACGACGGAGGAUGUUCCGCAGGCAGACGGCGCGGGGGCGGGUUCUGCUGAGGAUGCCGCGGGAGAGGUCUCCAAUGGGGCAAAUCGUGAUGGCCUGUCGGAUACGGGAAAUACAGAGGAAAGCAAUAAGCAGAAACGCUUUCGUGACGACUACAAGGUUGCUGUACGUCACCUUCCUGAUGACGCAACGGAACAGCAACUACGGAAUAUGUUUCAAAGCGCAGGUACUAUUUUGGAUUUCUUUCUGGAACCCCGUCGUCGCUACGCCUUUGUUGGGUUUGACAGCCGCGAAGCUGUUGAAGCUGCUCUAAAAAUGACCGGCACAGAACUCAACGGCACCAUCAUUAAUGUCGAGCUCAAGCGGACAGUGAGUCGGGAGAGUCAACUGGAGAUGAAGGUCGUCGUCAAGAACCUUCCACCAGAUGUAACAGAGAACUCUAUUCGCAAUUUUUUCGCGGCAGUUGGCGAGCCGGUGGAUAUUUUUAUUCAUGAAAGGAAGAUGUUCGCCUUUGUUGGUUUCGCAGACGAAAGUGCCUGUGCGGCUGCCAUUCAGAUGGACGGUACGGAGAUGGAUGGGCACCGUGUGCAGAUUGAGAGGCGUCAGCGACAACGGUGCUUCAAAUGUAAUAAAGAGGGUCACGUUGCCACUCAGUGCCGUGGUGAGCCAACCUGCCGCACCUGCGGUCGUCCGGGUCACAUGGCGAGGGAUUGUCGCAUGCAGCCCGGCUCGUACGACCGCAACCGUGGGGGUAAUAUGGGCGCAAUGGGACGUAUGGGACAUGCACCUCCUGGUGGUUAUUACAUGGGUCCUAUGGGUGGUGACAGACGAGGGGAUGUUGGCAGAAGGCCUCCUUACAAUGACCGUCGUGUGGGUGGUGAAUACGACAGGAGGCGGCCCCGUUCCCGGUCCCGCUCACCCUCGUACGAACGCCGGCACCGACGCCGCAGCCGCAGCCGCAGUCGCAGUCGAACUCGCAGUCGCAGUCCCAAGCGAUUCACACGGGAGCGGGAACGGGGCCGUGACCGAAGUCGCAGUCCAUCACGCCGAAGGUACCCGCGUGAGGGGGAGCGGCCCCGCGUGCGUGACGACCGCGUAAGGGACUGA
Messenger RNA from Trypanosoma brucei brucei TREU927, 1326 nucleotides. RefSeq names its product RNA-binding protein, putative. Gene Ontology annotation, biological process: mRNA splicing, via spliceosome. Bases 1 to 1326 code for a protein of 441 amino acids. Gene Ontology annotation, cellular component: nuclear speck. The transcript has a single exon. Gene Ontology annotation, molecular function: zinc ion binding; RNA binding. The record is from RefSeq and is a predicted model, not a curated record. Lineage: Eukaryota; Euglenozoa; Kinetoplastea; Trypanosomatida; Trypanosomatidae.